This is a messenger RNA of Papilio machaon (common yellow swallowtail), 2257 nucleotides long. RefSeq names its product nose resistant to fluoxetine protein 6 (gene drd). Lineage: Eukaryota; Metazoa; Arthropoda; Insecta; Lepidoptera; Papilionidae. The transcript has 12 exons. The coding region runs from base 76 to 2157 and encodes 693 amino acids. Gene Ontology annotation, molecular function: acyltransferase activity, transferring groups other than amino-acyl groups. The record is from RefSeq and is a predicted model, not a curated record.
GUUCAAGUGCGGACAGAGUCGCGAGAUAGGUUUAUACCCCAGGCUUGAGAUCGCGGAGUCAUUACGUGAGUUAUCAUGGCGGCGCGCGCUUGCCUCCUGCUCCUCUUUGCCGGCGCCUGCGCAGCCCGCGAGUGUAUCGAACUCACCCUAUCCGAAAGGAGUUUAACUGAUAGCCUUUUGAAUGGGACCAUAUUAAAAUUCGCCGCGAAAAACGAAAGCAAUGUUGACAGUGCAAGAACGAAUGUCCUGGAACUAUGGGAUAGGUUUCCACGGAUCAUGGUGCCGAUGAACGGGACCACAGAGCAGUGCCGAAGAGAAAGCAGAUUGUUCAGAGACAGCCUGGACAGGUUGGAGCUGUGGGCAUUGAAAAUGUUUGACGCCACAGCAAAACCACCAUCGGGCAUAUUGAGCGGCAACGGCAACCAAUACGGCGACUUUGACGAAUGUUUGGACAUCGAUGGGGCAGUGCGGGGCAAAUACUGCCUUGCUUCCCUGCAGGUCACUAUCAAGGGGGACGAGAAACUGGAACAUUUAGACACUUUGAUACACAGUGGACACUAUUUGAGAAGCAAUAUUACUGACAUGGGGCACCGUGUCCCGCGAUACUCCAGCAUCUUGUGGGGCGUCUGCAUGCCGAGCUCCUGCAGCAGCUAUGACUUGGAAGAGGAACUGUCUCAGAAAUUGUCUGGACUGAACAUCUCAGUGCGAGUAUACAAUACAAUGUGUACGGUCAAGAAUGUCAACAGACCUUAUUCAUUCGGAAAAACCUUAUCCAUAACAUUUUUCCUUGCGAUAAUCCUGUUAUUGAGCAUGGGUACGAUAUUAGACGACGGCAAGGAAGGCGCAACUAACUUCGAGAAGCUUCUCAACGCGUUUUCCCUAAAACGUAAUUUGAGGAAAGUGUUUGACUUGUCUGAGGCGGGCAGCCGGGUGAAAGGGGUGGAUGCCUUCCGAGGAAUGAAUGCAUUCGCGCUACUCAUAGCCCACAAGUCUAUGGCGAUGGCACACAGCCCUUUUGUAAACAAGACUCACUUUUCAGCGGUCUUUGGGAUGCCAUGGGCGGUGAUUGGUCGGUCUGCCAUUGUAUACACUGACAGCUUUCUUUACUUGAGCGGCUUUUUGAACGCACACAAUCUAUUUCAAGAGCUGGAGAGGAAAGGGACUAUCGAUAUGAAGGGCAGACUGCUCGCGAGGUGGUUCAGAUUAUUUCCAUUGUUCCUGAGCUUAAUGUUAUUCUGUACGUACAUUCUGCCUGAUGUUAACAACGGGCCCCAAUGGAACCUCGUCGUGGAAGAGCACAGCAGGGUCUGUGAAAAAAAUAUGUGGAAGAGCUUCCUCUUCAUACAUAAUUACUUCGGCUUUGAGGAAAUGUGCCUAACCCACACACACCAGAUCGGCAUGGACAUGCAACUGUACGUAGCCACGUUACCACUGAUGCUGGUCCUGUGGAGGUUCAGAAGGCUGGGCUGGGUGCUGCUCGUCGGCAUAGCUGCGGCCUCCACCGUGCUCCGGUACCUCGCCAUACACUGGUACGACAUCAGCAUGUUCGUCUACUACGGAAUAUCAGUGCAAAAACUGCUGGACGCUGCGAGAUACUCGUAUAUAUUGCCGACCCACCGCGCCACCAUAUAUCUUAUUGGAGUUGUGAUGGCAUACGUUAUGAGAUCGAAAAAGUUCCACUUCAACCUUACCGAUACUCAAGUGCGUCUUCUAUGGGCGGCAACAUUCGGCGUGGCGGCAUUCACGAUAGUAAGCCCAUACCGCAUGGGGCUGGAGGGCUACCAGUACGAGCACUUCCCUGCUGCUAUGUUCGCAGCGCUCUCGCCUAUACUUUGGGGACUAUUCAUGUGCUUGUCUCACUGGGCGAUAUGCAACGAUUACACAGGCGUGGGCACGGCGUUUGUGGAGUCUCGCACUUUCAAAUUUUUCAAUAAGAUCGCGUAUGCGGUUUACCUUACGCAGUUUCCGAUAUUCUUCUACAACGUUGGCGUACAGAGGCAUGCUGAGUUCUACACGCCAUUGUUACUUAUGCACGUACCAGAGAUGCUGGUCAUCUUAUUGAUGUCGAUACUCGCGACUGUCACAAUCGAAAUGCCCUUCAAUCAGGUUUAUAGGAUAUAUUUUGGUAAAUCACAGACGAAGUUAAAGGACAAGUGAGAAAAAUAUCAAAGACUAGACAUGUAUUAUUAGAAUAAGUUAAUCAUAUAAGUAAUUAGUUUUAUUAGUAUAUUUUGACAUUUUUAUACCAUAUCAGAAU